AUGGAGGAAAUAAUUAAUGGUGAAUGUCGAUUGACCGCCAAAUUAUUAGAAAUGUUGAAAAAUACCAAUUACGAAUUGAUACAGGAAAAUGGUCAAAGAAGAUUAUCCGCACCAGAAAUUUAUCACGACGGAAAAGAACGAGAAAAAGGUGCGGAAGUAUUUGUCGGUCGUCUUCCUCGUGAUUGUUACGAGGAUGAAUUAAUGCCAAUAUUGAGUAAGGCCGGUCGAUUGAUGGAACUUAGAUUGAUGCUCGAUUUUUCGGGAUCAACGCGUGGUUAUGCAUUUGCUCUUUACGAAGAUUCGAAAACUGCUAAAAAGGCCUGCAUGGAGUUAGACGGUUAUGAAAUUCGACCGGGACAUCGUAUUGGCGUUGUCAAAUCGAUCGACAAUUGUCGACUUUUCUUUGGUGGGGUACCCAAAAAUAAAACGAAAGCUGAGUUUAUGGAAGAAUUGACGAAACUUCUCGAAGGGAUCACCGAUAUUUAUUUGUAUCCAAAUGCUUUGGAUAAGUCACUCAAUCGUGGAUUUAUUUUUGUUGAAUUCAAGGAUCACCGUGCUGCUGCAAUGGCACGAAGAAAACUUAUACCUGGCAGAGUUAUGCUUUGGGAACAUGAAAUUGCUGUUGAUUGGGCCGAUCCAGAACCCGGCGAUCCGAUUGAUGAAGAAAUUAUGCAAACUGUAACAGCUUUAUUUGUAAGGAAUCUAUCUUUGAAUAUGCCGCAACAGAAAAUCAAGGAAAUAUUUCAAAAAUCAACGAAUAUACCUAUUUUGAAGUUGAAAAAAAUUAAUCAUUUUGCGUUUAUACAUUACGAAUCAAGACAAGCCGCACAAAGAGUAAUGGACAUUAUGUCGCAACGCAAUAGCAUCGUAGAGCAAGAAGGUUGGGAAAUUCGUUGGGCGAAACCGAUUUGUGCAUCAAAACUCUUAGAGAGGCAGAAAUGUAUAAAUGAAGCUGCGUCAACUGGUAGAAAUGCUCGUUUCAAGCCAUUAUUGUCGAAGAAUUACUAUCUUCAAGCACUUCCAGAGGUAUACGAGGAAAAUAAUAAUAAAGGUACCGCUCACGUCAUCGCAUUACAAACUUUGGUUAAGGAAAAGUUAGGUGCAAUGUGCUCCUUUGAAUGUUGGAGAGCGGUUGAUACUCCUGGAUAUAUUUGUAAGAUAACCAUUUUCAAAGGAAAUGCCACAAUUUUUGAAUAUCACGGAGAAGUAAUGCCUACAAAAAAUAAAGCAAUCAGUUCGACAUCGUUAAAAAUGUAUCAUUACUUGUCUAAAUCGUAUACAAAUAAUCCUGACAAUCAGAAAAUUGCACAAGAUUGCACGCAACAAAACAUUGUGGAAUUUGAUGGAACGCAGUUUUAUACAUUGACAAAUUCAUUGUACAAUACCUAUAUUAAUGGAAGUUAUUAA
Messenger RNA from Polistes dominula (European paper wasp), 1407 nucleotides. RefSeq names its product RNA-binding protein 47. Gene Ontology annotation, molecular function: RNA binding. Lineage: Eukaryota; Metazoa; Arthropoda; Insecta; Hymenoptera; Vespidae. The record is from RefSeq and is a predicted model, not a curated record.